Molecule: messenger RNA, 1335 nt
Organism: Photinus pyralis (common eastern firefly)
Lineage: Eukaryota; Metazoa; Arthropoda; Insecta; Coleoptera; Lampyridae
Product: coiled-coil domain-containing protein 113
Exons: 8
Coding region: 30-1250 (406 amino acids)
Biological process (GO): cilium assembly
Cellular component (GO): axoneme; ciliary basal body
Source: RefSeq, a predicted model, not a curated record
CUAACUUUGUAUAACUUGACACUUUAAAAAUGUCCGAAUUAAUUGACGAAAGUGAAAAAUUUCUGCACGAUUUACCAGAUAAUUUACUAAUAAAAAUUGUGCAAGAUUUGGAAAGUGAAAUAAUAAAUUUAGAAACUGAAAAUCAGAUUUUUGAAAACUUUCUGUCAAAAAAUGAGCCGGCAUUAUUAACAGGCAUGACACAGAUAUUGGAACUCGCUAAUAAAAUGCAACAAACUCAAACACACCCUUCACAGUUAUUGUUGAAUGGUGAUCGAAGAGAAACCACGGAUUCGAUUCGUGGGACAUCAAGCAGACACACCGAUUCGAUGAUGAGGUUUGCAACAACCACAACAUCAACGGGAGAUAAAGGACCGAGGGUUAAUUUGUCACAAAGAACCGAUCUUGCCUUGAAAGAAUUGGAAAAUAUUCAAACUUCCCUAACAGUGUUCCUUAAACAAUCGCAUAGAACCAAAUGCAACUUGAAAGCAAAACUUGAAGAACUGAAUAUUCAGCAAAGUGAAGUGGAAGAUGCGCGUAACAUUUUCCAGCAAACCGUUGUUGUGGAAGGAGUUGAUCCGUUAACGCAACGAAUUCCUGCCGAGAAGUUCAUAAGAUACAUGGAGGAGUGGUUGAGAAGUGCAGAGUUGACCAUAGAAAAAAUGCGAUUGAAGACAUGCACUUUGAAAGCAAUGUAUAGUAAAUUAUCCCACCAAUUGAUACAAAAGGAAGAGCUUGGUGAAACAAUUGAUGCCGUUGACUUUGAGCAGUUGCGGAUUCAAAACAAUCAUUUGGCAAAAACAAUUGAAGAAAAGAACGCCCAUUUAUUAGAUUUGAAAAAAAUGAAUGGUAUGUCCAACUUGGUAUUAAGCACCAACAAGAAGUACCUUCAGAAACAAAUGGCCAAAAUGAAAAGCAUGAAACAAUCGAUUAAUACUAAGAAAGAAAGAAUUAUUAACUUGGAUAGUGAGUACAAAGAAGUCGAGACUCAAGUGGCCAAAGAAAAAGAAAAAUACCAAAAGAUUCAACAUUUAACACAACAUUAUACUGUCCCAGAUACAAUGGAUUACAUAAAAACAAACAUAAAGCUUCUGGAUCUACGUAAGCAGAUGAAAAUGUGGGAGAGAAGGAACUAUGUGCAACAGUUUGUGCUUAACACUUGCAUUCAUCAAAUGAAAAAUUUGACUGGGUCUAAAGAAGUGCGACCAUGGUGGUUUGAAAAAAGAACUAAAAGCAAUUGUGGAGAAGAGUAAACUUGUAAUAAAGUAUAGUGUCAAAUUAGUAGUAUUUCAUCACUGUAAAUUUGAUUGCGCUAAGAAAAUCCCAUCAAAUAAACGC